Cyphellophora attinorum is the source of this 804-nucleotide messenger RNA. RefSeq names its product putative U3 small nucleolar RNA-associated protein 11. Gene Ontology annotation, biological process: rRNA processing. Bases 1 to 804 code for a protein of 267 amino acids. Lineage: Eukaryota; Fungi; Ascomycota; Eurotiomycetes; Chaetothyriales; Cyphellophoraceae. The record is from RefSeq and is a predicted model, not a curated record. Gene Ontology annotation, cellular component: nucleolus; small-subunit processome. The transcript has a single exon.
AUGUCGUCGAUGCGCAACGCCGUCACCCGACGGCCUCACAGAGAGCGCGCCCAACCUCAAUCCCGCUCAAAAUGGGGCCUCCUCGAAAAACACAAAGACUACAGCCUCCGCGCCGCGGACUACAACAAGAAGAAGGAGAAACUCGCUAUCCUGACGACGAAAGUCAGGGAUAGGCAUCCGGAUGAGUUCGCUUAUGGCAUGAUCAACAAGAAGCAGGGGCAGCAUGGGAAGGGUGGGACGGAGAAUAGGUUAGGGCAUGAUGCGGUGAGGUUGUUGAGGACGCAGGAUGCGGGGUAUUUGAGGACUGUGGCGGCCAAGGGGAGGAAAGAGAUGCGGAAGGUAAAGGAGGAGUUGGGGAGUGCGUCGGCGAAGGAGGGGAGGAAGAUUGUGUUUGUUGAUGAGAGCCCUGCGGGAUCGCCGCGAGGCAAGAAGCGGAGUUCUACCGGGGACGUCUUGGAGCAGGUUGAGAUCAAUGAGGUUGUGUAUCCGCAGCUGCCUGAUCUCGACAGCGAUGAGCCGAUCGAGGAUAUGGCGCUGGACGAGAACGCACCCAAAGCCAAGCCGAAGACGAAGAAACAACUCGAGCAGGAGCAAGCUGCCGCCGCGAGCCUACGUGCGGCGCGCAAGAAGAGGAGAAAGCUACAGGAGGUCCGCUCAAACAAGCUUGAGAUGUUGCAGAAGCGGCAGAAGGAGAUACUGGCUGCUGCUGACCAGCUUGAGUUGCAGCGGGCGAAGAUGGCGAAGACUGUUGGGGGUGUUAAUAAGAAUGGUGUCAAGUUUAAGGUGCGGGAGCGGAAGCGGUGA